Molecule: messenger RNA, 933 nt
Organism: Myxocyprinus asiaticus (Chinese sucker)
Lineage: Eukaryota; Metazoa; Chordata; Actinopteri; Cypriniformes; Catostomidae
Product: solute carrier family 17 member 9-like
Exons: 12
Coding region: 1-933 (310 amino acids)
Biological process (GO): transmembrane transport
Molecular function (GO): transmembrane transporter activity
Source: RefSeq, a predicted model, not a curated record
AUGAGGGAAUGGAAUACAGGGGUUCACUACCCUUCUCUAGCCAGUAUCUGUGCUCAGCGUGUGACGGAGGGAGAGAGAGGUUUUUUGAUGAGCACUCUCGCUUGUGGAUGCUAUCUAGGGAUGCUUGUGGUUGGAGUUGCGGGUUCUCUGAUGCUGGACUUAGCUAGCAUUAUAGUACAAAUACUGAGUCCAAUCAAACACACUGUUUGGGCUUAUAUUUGUUUUGAAUGCACAGGUCCAGUUUUCUCCUUUGACUCAUUGUGGAUCAGCAACAGUUGUGUAUCUGAAUCUCAACCAGCAGCAUCUAGAACCCAUUGGCUGAAUCUCCUCAUAGAGCCUUGUGUCUGGGCCAUGGUCAUUGCUCAUCUCUGCUUUAGUAGCACCUAUUACACCCUCAUGUCAUGGCUACCAACUUUCUUCAAAGAGACAUUUCCUCAUGCCAAGGAUUGGGUGUUUAAUAUGAUCCCUUGGUUUGUGGCCAUGCCCUCUUCACUGUUUGGAGGCUGCAUCUCUGAUCAUCUCAUUAAGCAUGGGUUUGGAAUAGCAGCUGUAAGGAAAAUGAUGCAGUUCUUUGCAAUGGGAGUAGCCAGUGUGUUCAUCUUCUUUCUCUGUAAGAUGAGCAAUUUUAUCCAGGCAGUUGCUUGUGUUUCUGUUGCUGUUGGCCUGUCCGCCUUUAACAACAGUGGGGUGUCCACAGAUGUGCAUGACCUGGCACCAUCUUGUGCUGAAGUUCUGUUUGGGGUUAUGAACACCUGUGCUGCUUUUAGUGGUGGAUUAUGCACCUGUAUAUCUGGGUACAUGAUCGAGAUCACAGGUUCCUGGGUAACUGUGUUCUCCCUCCUGGCUCUGGUGAAUGUCAUUGGUGUUGCCAUAUUCAUUGUGUUGAGCGACGCAAAGCGGGUUGACCAGCUGAAUGAGCCUCAGAUCAUCUGA